AUGAACACCAAGUUUAUCGCAGCAUACGAGCCUCAAGGCACUACGCCAGACUUAAGACUCGUAAACGGGUCUGUGCGGACAAUUCAUCCCAGUGAACUGCUUAUUCGAGUCGUCGCUACUGGUAUUUGUCACACUGACCUUAUCUUUGCCACUUGGCCUGCCGACCAGAUCCCAUACCCCAAAGUAUUAGGACAUGAGGGUGCUGGUGUUGUCGUGGAAGCAGGGCCUGGGGUAACCAAAGCUCGCCCAGGUGACUUUGUCCUUCUCUCCUUUCACAAUUGCAAAGACUGCCAUGACUGCAAAGAGGGCCAUCCGUCUUUUUGCAGCAAGUUCGUUGAGGUCAAUUAUGGCGGCGAGGAUGCAACAUAUACCGCAGAGGGUACCGAUUUGCGUGGCAACUUUUUCGGGCAGUCGUCCUUUGCUGAACUGGCAGUUGUCAAGGAAACAUCUGUUGUAAAUGUGACCAACAUCAUCAAAACUGAAGAGGAGUUGAAGUUAUUCGCGCCGCUUGGUUGUGGAUUUCAGACUGGUGCGGCGACGGUUGAGAACGUUGCCAGAGCAAAUGAGAAAGACAGAGUCGCAGUCCUAGGUCUUGGUGGUGUCGGAUUAGUUUCUAUAAUGACGGCAAAGAUGCAGGCCUGCAGGACUAUAAUUGGCAUUGAUCGCGUACCUGAGAGACUGGAAUUGGCCAAGGCCCUUGGAGCGACUCAUGUAAUCAACACAGCCGAUGAGAACAUUGACAUAAAAGACGAGAUCCAAAGAGUCACUGAUGGAAAAGGCUCUAGCAUAACGAUUGACACGACAGGGAACAUGGGCCUCAUCAAAGCAGGUCUAGAGUUUACUGCCAACAGAGGUCAACUGAUCUUUGUUGGAGUACCGCCACUCGAUGCCAUGAUGGAUCUUCAUCUUGUCACAUUCAUGCAGACCGGGAAAGUCAUUCGAGGAACUAUUGAAGGUGAUGCUGUCCCUGCCGAGUAUCUACCCCGAAUGGUACAAUGGUAUCGGGAAGGCAAGCUACCAAUCAAUAAGCUGAUCAGCUUUUACAAGCCAGAAAAUUUUGAGACUGCUUUGAAAGACAUGAAAAUCGGGAAAACAGUCAAACCAGUUAUCGUCUGGUAG
Molecule: messenger RNA, 1119 nt
Organism: Fusarium odoratissimum NRRL 54006
Lineage: Eukaryota; Fungi; Ascomycota; Sordariomycetes; Hypocreales; Nectriaceae
Exons: 6
Coding region: 1-1119 (372 amino acids)
Molecular function (GO): zinc ion binding; oxidoreductase activity
Source: RefSeq, a predicted model, not a curated record